Messenger RNA from Ooceraea biroi (clonal raider ant), 2973 nucleotides. It is a transcript of the gene Tango6, whose product is annotated as transport and golgi organization 6. Gene Ontology annotation, biological process: protein secretion. The record is from RefSeq and is a predicted model, not a curated record. NCBI's taxonomy places the organism in Eukaryota, Metazoa, Arthropoda, Insecta, Hymenoptera, Formicidae.
ACUAGCAACUCCAGUUUCCCCUUAAUGGCGGAUAGAAAGAAACUUUCAUAGAAGAAUGUCAAAAAGGGAAAACCACAAUGGAUUACCACAACAUAUUGUCUGCAUUAAUAUCUAAUGAAGAUGAUCAUGCUAAGAAUUUUCAUGAUAAAUUGGCGCAAAUAUUACAAAAAACAAUGCCAAUUUUAUCUGAAGACAUGAAGCAAUCUGUCAAAGAUCUCUCUAUUAGAGACCAAUACCUGCAAGCAAUAUCUCAUAUAUUACGUGGCAUUAAACAAGAAAAUGCAACUGUGGAUACUGAUGCACCGUUUAGUGUAAAACAAUAUCAAUCUAUAAAAAUUGCAAUAGAACUAAUAGUAUCAAUCGGAGUGAUUCCCUGUCUACUACCUGGUGUUGGCGUAGGUAUGGCCAGACUGUGCCCCAGAGCUUCAAAAAUUUCUGAAGAGGAACAUCCGGGAUACCGAGAAAAAUAUGAACGAUUAUGUUCCUCGACGCUUUUACUCUUGGAUUGUUUCGCUGAUCUUACCUUGCGACCAGCUGUACUUUCCCAAAUUGGAUCUCUGAUGGCCGCGUUGUUACAAUUGUCUCAUGCUCCACUGGCUAAGCCAUUAAGCGAUACUCAACGAUGCUCGGAUGUAACGGUCCAAAAUAAGCAGGAAUUUCGUAUGACAAUGGAAGAAUAUGACAGGCUACAGAAUCGGCAAAAAGAAUUUCAUAACAAAUUAACGUUACUGUUAGACGAAUGCCCGCAGUACGUAUGUUUCCGGGAAUUAAUGGUGAUUCUCGGAAUGCAAAGCACACCGCGAUGGCUACGCCGAGAGGCUCAAAACUAUUUAAUUAAAAUACUUACACAGUCGAAUGGAGUAUUAUCGUUGAUCGCCGCUGUUUGCCAAGAUGGUUUGGAUUUGGGUGCGGAUUGGGAAAAAUUGGACACGGUUUCCAAAUUGAUAGCAGUGUCGCAUGGAAAGAACGCUGACGAGUAUUACAAAGCUGUGUGCCGGCAGAUUUUGGAUCUGCUCUCUUCAAAUAAAAUUAAGCACAGCUCGACAAUAGCAAACUGCUGUAUUAAAGCGUUGUACGAUUACAAUCCAGAUACUUGUCAAAAGUAUAUUGUAGAGGUGAUUUGUGCACCUUUAAUAAUGAAAGAAACACACGCUACAAAAUCUGAGAAAGUAAUAGAACAGUGCAUAAACAAUUUGAUAAAUUGUUUUCUAACGGAGGACGCCAAAUUCAAGCAUCUGCCUUGCAAAGUGAUUUCGUGCGUCGCUGUACCUUUAUUCUGCUUAUAUGACAAAACUCGCGAGAGCGCUUGCAUAUUGAAAAGGAAUUUACAACGACUGCUAUUAAAAAUCCUUGAGGAGGAGUCUAUGCGAGAGAAGCUCUAUUCAGCUUUUCUAGGGCACGACGCGUCGACAGGACUUGGAGAUUAUGUGACGUCGCAAUUCGGGCCUACCGGUGGCGUCGAGAUCACUGGUCCGAAUAGAAGCCUGGAGUACGAGGAACUAUCCGGUACCGUUUUCGACUUGGUAUCCACCACUAAAGGCUUAUCUCCCAGCUUAUUCUGCUACAUGCUGAAGUACUUGUCAAACGCGAAUAAACUAAGCUACGAGGUCGAGCAGCGGCAAGUGCUGGAGACGGAAGACGAUAAGAUGAGACGCGUUGCGAUGCAAUUAACGGCCUACAAACUUGUGUCGCAGUUAGCCAGUACAAGUACCGUCCAAGAUGCACAAAUAAAAAAUCCCGAGCCACUGCUGUCGUUUAUAAAGUCGUUGUUCGAUGAAUACACAAAGAAUCAUCAAGGGACGCAAGAGAGCGAGUGUGAGAUAUUGUACAUCAGCUUGAUGCUGAUAAAAAUAAUCCUCACCGAAAGAAAAGCUACCGUCAGAAUUGAUCUCUUCAAAGAUUUCAGCGCCUUUUUAGAGGAUCGCCGCAGGAACUCGAACAUGCCGAUACAACUCAAAUCACUGAUCGACGAGGUGGUAGCCUGCAUCAUAACGCAUGAUCCAAGUGAAAAGCACCGUGUCAGAUCCGAAAAAAUAUACUACCAAGACAUGUCAAUAGAUCCGACGGCGUCAAGCAAGUUUGACGAAGCCAUAAAAGAUCUCGCGGAUCCGUUGCUCCCCGUCCGAGCGCACGGCAUCAUAACACUCGCGAAGCUAAUCGAAAAUAAGGAUCCUUGCACCGUCGCACGCAAAGCAAUCGUCCUCCGUCUUUUCCAGGAGAAUUUGAAACACGAGGAUUCGUUUAUAUACCUGACGUCCAUCAAUGGACUGUGUGCCUUGGCAACUGCAUACCCGAAGGAGAUCAUAGAAACGCUGAUGCCCGAAUACGUCGAUAUGCCGAAUCGCAUCACGGGCGCAGAAAUAACCGUCGAAACUAGGAUAAAGCUUGGGGAGAUAUUGGUCAAGACAACAAGGGCCCUGGGUGAAAUGAGCGUGGUUCAUAAGAACGCGCUCAUUAACGGCUUUUUGUGUUCGGCUCGCGACGCAGACCCUUUGAUACGAGCUUCCAGUCUGUCUUGCUUGGGGGAACUCUGCAAGGUGUUGGGCUUUCGAUUGGGAAACAUCCUUGUCGAGGUCCUCUACUGCAUCGCGUGCGUAGUAAAAUCGGACAAAGCGCCCGAAUGCCGGCGCGCUGCCGUGAUGGUCGCUACGCUUCUGUUUCGCGGUCUCGGCCGCGACACGUUGAGCAACCUCAGUAACGACCUGGUCGACUUGUAUCGUGGCCUGAAGCACUUACGCGACAACGACGAUGAUCCCGUGCUAAGGCUUCACGCCCAGCUGGCUCUGGAGGAGAUCGAUCACAUCAUGCAAGAAUUCCUAUUUGCACCACCCAAACUUGAGAAAAAAAUAUCCGUGUUGGAUCUGUCGUUUGUCUGACACGAUAAAACUAGCUUUUAACUACUCUAUUAUUAUCAUAUAAAUUUGUAUGUUGAAUAUUGUAUAUAGAACACUUCCAAUUAAAACCGUAAAAACC